Messenger RNA from Aethina tumida (small hive beetle), 1581 nucleotides. Its product is annotated as calphotin. The transcript is spliced from 4 exons. The coding region runs from base 20 to 1513 and encodes 497 amino acids. The record is from RefSeq and is a predicted model, not a curated record. Gene Ontology annotation, cellular component: extracellular matrix. NCBI's taxonomy places the organism in Eukaryota, Metazoa, Arthropoda, Insecta, Coleoptera, Nitidulidae.
GAAAACAGUCUGAUACAACAUGGCAUUCAAAUUUGUAGUAUUCGCUGCUUUCGUGGCUGCAGCCCAAGCCGGAGUUAUUGGCCAUGCUUCCAGCCCAUUGGCCUACUCAACCCCCGUAGCCAAAUACUCCGACGCUACCGCCGUCUCGUACUCCUCUCUCUCUUCUCCAUCAGCAUCACCAGCCCUUUCUUACGCCGCCCCAGUUGCUAAAGUUGCCUACGCCGCUCCAGUCGCCAAAGUUGCUGCCCCAGCUCUCUCCUAUGCCGCUCCAGUUGCCAAAGUUGCCUACUCAGCCCCAGUAGCUAAGCUCGCUUAUUCCGCACCAAUUGCCAAAGCCGUAUACGCCGAACCAGAAGCUCCAGCCCAAUACGACUUUGGCUACUCCGUCAACGACCCCCAAACCGGAGACGUCAAGGAACAGCACGAAUCCCGCAACGGUGAUGCUGUCCACGGCAGUUACUCCCUUAUUGAAGCCGACGGAACAAAACGCAUCGUGGAAUACACUGUAGAUGCCCACAGUGGAUUUAAUGCCGUUGUUCACAGAGAACCAGCCGCCGUUGCCGUCAAAGCCGUAGCCCCAGUCGUGGCCAAAGUGGCUGCCCCAGUCGUGGCUAAAGUAGCCACCCCAGUCGCUUAUUCCGCUCCAGUAGCUCACUCCUAUGCUGCUCCAGCCGUGGCCGCCUACUCCGCUCCAGUUGUAGCCAAAUACUCUGCUGCCCCAGCCGUCGCCACUUCAUACUCCAGCAUCGCUGCUCCAGUGGCCGUAGCUAAAGUAGCCGCCCCAUCCUACUAUCACCACUUCGUAGUAUUCGCCGCUUUCGUCGCCGUUGCCCGCGCUGGCCUUAUUGGUCAAGCCGCUUACUCCGCUGCUCCAGCUGUAUCUUACUCCUCAAUCUCCGCUCCAGUGGCUCAUGCUCCUCUUUCCUAUGCUGCACCAGUGGCUCACACCUAUGCUGCUCCAGCUGUAGCCGCCUACGCCGCCCCUGUUGCCAAAGUAGCUUACGCCGCUCCAGCCAAGACGAUCAUUGCCGAACCUGAAGCCCCAGCCAACUACGACUUCGGAUACUCCGUCAACGACCCACACACCGGAGACAGCAAGACCCAACAAGAAUCUCGUCACGGAGACGCUGUACAUGGAAGCUACUCCCUCAUCGAUGCCGACGGCACCAAGCGUACCGUAGAAUACACCGCUGAUGCCCACAACGGUUUCAACGCCGUAGUACACAAGGAACCUGCCGCCGUUGCCGUCAAAGCCGUAGCUCCAGUCGUAGCUAAAGUAGCUGCCCCAGUUGCCUACGCUGCUCCAGUAGCUCACUCCUAUGCUGCUCCAGCCUACGCCGCCUACUCCGCUCCAGUAGUAGCCAAAUACUCUGCUGCCCCAGCCGUCGCCACCUCUUACUCCAGCAUUGCUGCCCCAGUAGCCGUAGCUAAAGUAGCUGCCCCAGCUCUUUCCUACGCUGCUGCCCCAGCUUUGUCUUAUGCUGCUCCAGCUCACUCUUAUUACCACCACUAAAUUACUUAACUUAUAAUGCGAAUGCCAUGUAAAUAUUUAUUGUAAAUAAAAGUUAAAUGAUAAAUUUA